UGCCAUGAACUGUCCGGCAGGCCGGCCGUGUGGCGCGCUGACUUGCGUCACACAACGCGUUGUUCUGCCUAAAGGGGACGCGCCUGUGCCCCUCAGGCCCGAAACGCGUCUUUCGGAUUCACGUUGACGCUGUAAUGCCGAGGGGAAGAUGGCGUGUCGGCCGGACAGCGGCACGAGGGCCCUGACUGGAUCCACCUCCCGCACAUGCUGCACGCGCCGCACGUCGCGUGGGCUUCCAGGCUCCCCCGAACACGUGGUGCAACGUCAGGCCGAGAGGACCCGCCCACAGCUGCUGGUGGAGCAUGUUUCCAAACAUUGGUCACAUGUGCCGAAGUUUUAUUGUCUGAUUAGGCUUCAUAAAAAGCCUGCAGCUACUUCAACCAGAGGAGACGGAUGCAGGGGAAGCUUCACUAGAGACACACGAGACGCAAUGAUGACUGCCAACAAGAUGGUGCUCGGGGACCCGGGGUCAGACGGUUCACACAAGUGCAGAGUUUCCUGCCUGGGCCCUUUGUCCUUCCACAGUCAAGCUUUGGGGACCCAGGUCAGUCUGAGCCAUCACAACUGCCUGGCGGAGAGGGCCGAGUCCACGUUCAAACAGGGCCUGGUGUUCAGCAGCCGCCCGCUGCGGGUCAGAGAGCGAGUUCGUCUGAGAGUGGCGAAGAGCUGCAAUGGCUGGCAUGGAGCCCUGCGCUUAGGGUUCACCACCACACCACCCACGGGCAGGCCUCUGCCCUCUCUGGUCAUCCCUGACCUCACAGACGUGCCUGGGCACUGGGCCGCUGCUAUACCCGAGGUCCACUGCGACCCAGGUUCCGAGCUGGAGUUCUGGGUUUCUCAUGGUGGUAACAUGUACGUCAAGUGGAACAACGGCACAAAAUACAAACUGCUGAAAGGAGUGGACCUGAGUCGACCACUGUGGGCCAUGAUAGACGUCUACGGACAGACGAGCUCCGUUCUUCUAUUGGGCUCAGCAAAAAAGGAAAUGCUUCAAAUCAGAAGGUCCUGUCCUGUACCCAUUCCUUCAACUACUAAAGCCAAUGAUCACAACAGUUUGAACGAUGUUCUUGACUUGUAUUGUGGCUCAAUGUGCCUCUGGGAAGAUAUGGACGACAGCUACCCCUAUCAGGCACUCAAACCAGAUCCGGAAGUCGGGAGGGAGUGUGUGGUGUGCAUGACACGCGAGGCCACCCUUACCCUGCUGUGCGGCCAUAACUGCUUGUGCCACAAGUGCGGCCAUAAAGUCAUCCAGGAGUUUGGCACAUGUCCACUGUGUCGGCAGAAGAUCUGAGUCACACCUCUCGAUCUCAAUCUCAGGAUGUGGUCAACCCGCCCAACUCGCACGAGCCUUCGCUGGUCGUGAGCUGCUCAUUGGCUCUGCCCAAGAGGGCGCUUUGGAAAAGGGUCCUCCGAGGACAUUUCUCUUGGUUACUUCUGCAAGGUUUAUCCAUCACUUCUGAGCAGUUGUUCCUGCUGUUAAUGGUCUUUAACCGGAAAAAAAACACUAUCAGAUUAUGUGCAGAUCAAGAAUGGAUAAAGUGACUUAUUGCUUUACUGAUUUUAGAGAACCUGGACGUGCUGUUUAAUUAGAUAUUAAUAUUGUCAAUAUUAAUUAGAUGUUAAUAUUUCCUCUUCCCUGGAGCUGCCAGGGAAGAGGAAGGCCAAAGAGGAGGUUUAUGGAUGUGGUGAGGGAGGACAUGCAGGUGGCUGGUGUGACAGAGGAAGAUGCAGAGGACAGGAGGAGAUGGAAACGGAUGAUCCGCUGUGGCGCCCCCUAACGGGAGCAGCCGAAAGUAGUAGUAGUAGAUUGUCAAGCAUGUAAUACGACAUGAAAUACCUUGACAUACAGCCAAAAAAAGUCAAAGGUAGUCAAUCUACCAUGCAACUAAAAUAUGACAUCAAAAAAUCCUGGACAAUGUGAUGUGACAAGAGAAUGUAUCAAAUGCUGCACAUUUUUGUGUAUAUACUGUAUAUAUAUAUAUAUAUAAACUGUGAGAGUGUGUAUAUGUUAUUUUAAUUAAUCGUGUAGAUUUUUUAAAAAGUUCCACAUGAUUUUGUUUAAUAAAAUCACAAUGUUGUUAUCAUUGUUUUG
Messenger RNA from Lampris incognitus (smalleye Pacific opah), 2092 nucleotides. RefSeq names its product E3 ubiquitin-protein ligase NEURL3. The coding region runs from base 149 to 1291 and encodes 380 amino acids. Lineage: Eukaryota; Metazoa; Chordata; Actinopteri; Lampriformes; Lampridae. The record is from RefSeq and is a predicted model, not a curated record. Gene Ontology annotation, molecular function: ubiquitin protein ligase activity. The transcript is spliced from 5 exons.